This is a messenger RNA of Prinia subflava (tawny-flanked prinia), 2555 nucleotides long. It is a transcript of the gene RTN4RL2, whose product is annotated as reticulon 4 receptor like 2. The record is from RefSeq and is a predicted model, not a curated record. Bases 225 to 1490 code for a protein of 421 amino acids. Gene Ontology annotation, cellular component: extracellular matrix. The transcript has 3 exons. NCBI's taxonomy places the organism in Eukaryota, Metazoa, Chordata, Aves, Passeriformes, Cisticolidae. Gene Ontology annotation, molecular function: protein binding.
CCGCCCCGGGAUAAGGCGCGGCGCGGGGAGGGCUCAGCCCCACGGAGCCGCGGGCAGCGCCGCGCCGAGCCCACCCGUGCCCGAGCCCGAGCCCACCCGUGCCAUGCCCCGGGGCGGCGGCGGCUGCUGCUCCCGGCGGCGCGGCGGGGGCGAAGGGGGAGAGCAGCCCCCCCGGCACCGGCCAUGACCCCGCGGGUGGGCAGCGCCUGAGCGGCCGCCCCGCCAUGCGGCCCCCCACGGCUCGGGACCUGCCCCCAGGCGGGCGCCCGGCGGCCCUGCUGCUGCUGGCGGCGCUGGUGUGGGUGCCCGGCGGGGCUCCCGCCUGCCCCGCGCUCUGCACCUGCUACGUCUCGCCGCCCACCGUCAGCUGCCAGGCCAACAACUUCUCCUCGGUGCCCGCGGGGCUCCCGCCCGGCGCCCGCCGCCUCUUCCUGCAGAACAACGUCAUCGGGGCGCUGCGGGCGGGCACCUUCGGGCCCAGCACCGUCACCCUCUGGCUCUACUCCAACAACAUCUCCUCCAUCCAGCCGGGCACCUUCCGCCACCUGCCCGCCCUGGAGGAGCUCGACCUGGGUGACAACCCGCACCUCCGCGUCCUGGCCCCCGACACCUUCCACGGCCUCCACCGCCUCCAGGCCCUGCACCUGUACCGGUGCCGGCUGGCCAGCCUGCCCAGCGGCAUCUUCCGCGGCCUCCGCAGCCUCCAGUACCUCUACCUGCAGGAGAACGGGCUGCUCUACCUCCAGGACGACCUCUUUGCCGACCUGGCAAACCUAAGCCACCUCUUCCUGCACGGCAACCGGCUGCGGGCGCUGUCAGAGGGCGUCUUCCGGGGGCUGUCGAGCCUGGACCGUCUGCUGCUGCACGCCAACCGGCUGGCAGCCAUCCACCGCCGCGCCUUCGGGGGGCUGGCGCGCCUCACCAUCCUCUACCUGUUCAACAACAGCCUGGUGGCCCUGCCUGGGGACCCGCUGGCGGCCCUGCCCUCGCUUCAGUUCCUGCGUCUCAACGCCAACCCCUGGGCCUGCGACUGCCGCGCGCGCCCGCUCUGGGCCUGGUUCCGCCGCACGCGCGUCUCCAGCUCCCCGGUGCCCUGCGCCAGCCCUCCGCACCGCCGCGGCACCGACCUGCGUCACCUCCGCCCCCGCGACUUCGACGUCUGCCCCGAGGACGACGACGACGAGGAGGAGACGGAAGAUUCCAACGGCGGCGCUGGCAACGGCGUGGCGGUGAUGGGCACUCCAGGGCGGGCGCUGGGUCGCCCCGGGACCCUCCCGGCCGCGCCGCCCUCCGCCUUCUACCGCGACGGGCUGCCCCCCCACGACCUGCGGGGACCCCAGCCCCGGCCGCCACCCCCGUCCCGUGACUCCCGCGGGCCCCCCGAGGACGCCAGCUGCCCCCAUGACCCCUGUGCCCCCAUGGCCGCUGCCGCGCCCCACCGGCCCCCCGUCCUCCUGCCCCUCCUGGCUCUGACCCUGCCCCGACUCUGAGCCCCCCUCGGCACCCCAGGGGUUCCCAGCUCCUCGGGGUGCCCGUGCACCCCUUCUCCCCAGGGGAGGCCUCAAGGACUGUGAGGAACAGCCGGCGGGGGGGGGGCCGGAGGAUGCAGAAGGGGGUCCCCUCCCAUCCUGAGCGGGAAAAACCCCCAACAGGAACCAAAAGGUGGGAAAUUAUUUAUUAAAAAUGGUCUUAUUUUGGGAGAGCGGGGCCUGGCUGCUGUGGGUGGGCCACUGCCGUUCCAGGUCACCGCCUGCCGCUCCUGAAAUAUUGAUGGGAGUGGCGGGUGGCAGGGCAGCGAGGCGUGCAGGGUGCUGUGGGGGGGGACGGAUGGACGCCCUCUGACACGUGCCACACACCCGGUGCCACCGCGGUGACACGCAGGCUUCCGUGACGCCGAUACCCCGCACCCCCUGGAGGGUGCUGGCGGGUGUCACGGGAGCCGCAGGGUGCGGAGCCACCCCCACGCCCUGCACAGCCUGACCCACUUCCCGCAGGCGCUAGCACACAGAUGGAGCAGACGCCGCCGGGCUGUGGGCACAGGGACACAGCCCAUCCCCUACCCCCGGCCCCUCUGGGUGUGUGUCACCCCUGGGCUGCCCCCCGGCAGGUGCCCCUCACACAGCGUGGGGUGUCCCUCGGCGGGUGUGACUCCCUGGGUGUACAUGUCCCUCCGGGCCCUUGUCCCCUCCAGCUGUCCCCGGGGGUGUGUGGGGGUGUCCCUCUGCAUGUGUGCAGACUGUCCCCACGUGCGUGUCCCCAUGCCCCCUCCCCUGUGGUCUCUGGCUGUCCCCAAGUGGUCUUUGCCCAGGCAGAGGUGUCCCUGGGUUGUCCCCACGUGGUCCCAUCUGUGUAUCCUCAACUGGGGCUGGGUGUUGUGGGGGUGUCCCUGUGAGGGUGUUCCUGUGCCCUGCCCCUCUGGGGCUGUGUCCCUGUGCAGAGACCCCCAGCUGUCCCCUCUGGUGACCCCCAGCACAGACAGACAGGGAGGGGCUGAGCCCUGUCCCACCCCACUGGAGAUUACAAGGGGCUCAGCCCAGCUCUGCCUAAUCCGAGGG